Molecule: messenger RNA, 7349 nt
Organism: Haliaeetus leucocephalus (bald eagle)
Lineage: Eukaryota; Metazoa; Chordata; Aves; Accipitriformes; Accipitridae
Gene: PCMTD2
Product: protein-L-isoaspartate (D-aspartate) O-methyltransferase domain containing 2
Exons: 6
Coding region: 2750-3838 (362 amino acids)
Biological process (GO): protein modification process
Cellular component (GO): cytoplasm
Molecular function (GO): protein-L-isoaspartate (D-aspartate) O-methyltransferase activity
Source: RefSeq, a predicted model, not a curated record
ACCUCAGCCCCGGCCGGAGCCGCGCCGCCUCCUCAGGCCGCAGCCCCCCCCUCCUCCUCCGCCUCAGCCCGGCCCUGCGGCUUUCCUCGGGCGGUGGGGCUCCCGCUUCUCCUGGAGGUGCCCCGCGGUGGGAGCAUGGCCCUUCCCGUGGCCUCUCCUUCGCCCCAACACCGCUUCCCCGUCAGGGCGGCCUGGGCUCCCGCACGGCCGCGCUGGGGCUCUGGGCAUGGCUGGAGGCAGAGAUGCUGUGUGGAGACCGGAGGCACCCAGGUGUAAUUAAAGCCGGGGGCGGGGAGGGGGGAUAUACCAACAUCUGGCUUUCCUAGACCUCCCAGUCUCUCAUCACCGUCACUUUGCUCGGCGGCAGCCUGAUAACGCAGGGGAAGAUGACAACAUGCAAUUGAAGGGAUAUUUCAACACUAAAAGGCUGCUUCGUUUGAUACCUGUGUUGUGAUCAGCUAAGGAUCGUAGUUUUUGCAUGUGAACUUUGUCCCUGCUCAGAUUUGUGGAAAUCUGUGCUUUACCUAGAAGCGUGAAAAGUGCAACUGGGCUAAUUGUGGAGGGAGAGGAUCUGGUUUUUAAAAGUUUGUUAAAAAUAAGCCCUACUCAUAGUCGUGGUCCCCAUUUCCAAUAGGAGAAGGGAAACAAGGUUAAACAAAGACGUGGAGUUACCUGAAGAGGAAUUUAAAUGUCAGAGUUCUAUGUUCUGCAUAUAAAACAUGCAUUUUAUUGGAAGCAAGCUAGCAUCCAGUAAAAGUGAUCAUUUCAGAAGUAACUCACACCUGUCACAACUUGGAUAUUCCUUGAUCUCAUUAGAAAAAUGUCUUCAAUAUUGUAGGACGUGGAAGAAUAGUUGUUCAUCAUAUAGCUGUGCUAAACCCAGGUUGGACCAGUUGUCCCAGUGGGGCUUGUGUACAUCAGAAAGAAUUUGUUCAUGAUCCAAAGUGGAACACUGUUAAAGGCACAACUUUUUAUUCAUACUUUAAAUCUAAAAAUGUAGAUUUUUAAUAGCAAAAAGAGCUUAAGUGGAAGAAAGAAACAAGCCUAAGAACAACGUAUACAAAAGAAAGUCAAGGGAAUCAACAACCUCAGGGAAGAGAGUAUUUUAAUGCAGCAUGUUACAUAAAGCAUACUGACUAAAGAUAUAAGCAACCCUACUUGUGCAGAUGCAAAGAGUUGUUGUGUAUGUAAGAGGAGGGGAAAAAAAAAAAGAAUCAAAUUGCCUGGUAAACCCAGCUAAGCCUUCAACUUGAUGUGUUUCCACUGUGAAGUAAUAAAACACAAUCAAUUUUUUUAGAGAAAAUGAAGGAGUAACUAUAGAAAGGAGAGGGGUGGCAUUUUUUUAAGUUUUAUUAAUGGUCUGGAACUGGAUUGAUGUGUUUGAGACAUGAAUGUAUUAAAAACUGGCUUGAGUUCCCUGCCUAAGUAUAUCCUAUUUUGUGUGUCUCUGCAGGUAAUCAGGAUGGUAUGUUAUUUGAAUAACUGUGAAAUUUCCUUAGACUCCUGUAGCUUUUCUUUUUUUCCUCUGAAAAUGAAAGUGUAUAAUUUGCUCUUGCUGAAUGAAACAAAUAAACCCCAACAAUUUAGCUGUAGGCAGAUCUUCUGAUCCCAGGAAUGAACUCUAAAGCUGCUGCUUCUGUGGUUGUUAUUGUGAGCAGAGAAAGGCAUUGUAAAUAAAUGCAUUUAAAAAAAAUAAAUAAUGUUGUGUUUUCUGAAAAGGAUUUUUUUUUUUUAAGAUAUGGGAAGAGAUGAAAAGCUAGGUUAAUUUUGAGUGAUAAGUUCUUCUAUGUUCUUCUCCUCCUACACCUUUUCCUUUAAAACCUAUAGAUAUUUUACUACAGGAAGCGUAUAGCCAUGCUUGGUGUAAUGCAUAGUCAAGGAAGGUGCUUACUUUUCUCCUCCCGCCCCCCCAAGCCUGAAUAGGUUGCUGGAGAUGAUCAUGUCACUGAAGUCAGAAGUGUUUGUAAUUCAUAUAUCUGUGUCACUGAAGAGUUUCCAAAUUGGGGGUUAGCUCAUCUAGGACUUAAGAGGACCUAAGAAAUUCUACAGGCUUCAGUGGAAAUUCUCCCUGCAGUUGCUGUCUGUAUUAUUAAGUGCUUUACUAAUGAUGGUGGCUCAAGCUCUAAAGAUGAGCUGUGUGAAAGUGCAUUUGCUAAAGUAAGCAAGCUUUUACACUAGGUCAGAGGUUUCUUUAACUUCUGCGAAAUCAGCAUCCUGAUGCAUGUUCAAAGAGAAUGUAAUUUGAGAUUUUUUCUGGUUCUUGCUGCCUGUGUCUUAAUUUCCCCUAGUUGCUAUUAGAGAUAGAAAGUCCGCGUGUGGCAAGAAUUCUGACAGGCAAGCCAAACUUGCACUGUUUGUUGGAUUUGAAAUGAAAAAUGACCUAUAAGCAUAGGAGCUAGAAUAAUCCUUUUAUAUAAAGGGUUCAGUGGAAAAGCUGACAUGUUAGUAAAAUGUUCGUAGUGUUUGAAGACAGGCAUUGCACGUUUAAAUUGUCUAUUGUGGUUUUCCCCACUAGUGUCAGGUACUGGAUGCCAGAUCUGCUGCAUUUUGGUUUUCAUUGUUUGAAUGGGGGAUGGGAGUGCUGGUAGGUGGUAAUGCUUUUCUGGUGCUUGUGGUCCUUAAGGUACCUAAAGGUCUCCCUCAAAGUACUUCAUAUACAGCAGCAUAACUUAGUGUUCAAGUGCGUGCUCUAUACCUCACCUUCCUUUAUUACUCUUUCAGUUUUAGUGCUUAUAGAAAGCUGCUGAAGAUGGGAGGUGCAGUGAGUGCAGGAGAAGAUAAUGAUGAAUUAAUUGAUAACCUGAAGGAGGCACAAUAUAUCCGGACAGAACUGGUAGAACAGGCGUUCAGAGCCAUUGAUCGAGCAGAUUACUAUCUGGAAGAGUUCAAAGACAAUGCCUACAAGGACUUGGCAUGGAAGCAUGGAAAUAUUCAUCUCUCGGCACCAUGUAUUUACUCUGAGGUGAUGGAAGCUUUGGAUCUGCAACCGGGGCUGUCAUUUUUGAAUCUUGGCAGUGGCACUGGUUAUCUGAGUUCCAUGGUUGGACUCAUCUUGGGUCCUUUUGGUGUUAACCAUGGUGUGGAGUUGCAUUCCGAUGUGAUCGAAUAUGCGAAGCAGAAAUUGGACUUCUUCAUUAAAACAAGUGACAGCUUUGACAAAUUUGAAUUUUGUGAGCCAUCUUUUGUUACCGGCAAUUGUUUAGAGAUUUCUCCAGACUGUACUCAGUAUGACCGUGUUUACUGUGGUGCUGGAGUACAGAAGGAACAUGAAGACUACAUGAAGAACCUGUUGAAAGUUGGGGGAAUUCUUGUCAUGCCUCUAGAAGAGAAGUUGACUAAGAUAACUCGUAUUGGUCCUUCUGCCUGGGAGACCAAGAAGAUUCUUGCUGUUUCUUUUGCUCCUUUGAUUCAGCCUAACCACGCAGAUUCAGGAAAAUCAAGGCUUGUUCACUUGCCCCCAGUGGCUGUUCGCAGCCUCCAGGAUCUGGCUCGCAUAGCCAUCCGAGGAACCAUUAAAAAAAUUAUACAUCAAGAAACAAUGGGCAAAAAUGGAAAUGGGCUGAAGAACCCUCCAAGAUUUAAACGAAGACGAGUGCGUCGCCGUCGCAUGGAAACUAUUGUUUUCUUGGACAAAGAGGUCUUCGCUAGUCGUAUCUCCAACCCAUCAGAUGAUAACAACAACAGUGAGGAUAUCGAGGAUGAGAGACGAGAAGAGGAAGAAACUAAACCCUCUGAACUAAAGCCAGAUCCCCCUGUAAACUUUUUGAGGGAAAAGGUCUUGAGUCUGCCUUUGCCUGAUCCCUUGAAAUAUUACCUGCUUUAUUACAGGGAAAAGUAAUUUCCUUCUUCUAGAAAGUGGGAAGUAGGCAGAAAAUAAAGUAUUACUUAGGGCUUGACAAAUGUAUACCACUUGCUUGCCUGCUAAUAUGACCACCCAAAGCAGUAGGCUAGCUGGGGAACAUGGCUGCUGUACACUUAAACAUUAUAGCUUUUUUGAGUUUCUUCUUUCUUCUCAGUUGUGUGCUAUAGUUUUAUCCUACAGCAGGGAUUCCUUAGGAAGCAAGUUGGUGAAAUGCUCAGCUGCUUAUGGAAAGGAGGAUUUAAUUCUCUGAAACUAACUGCACAGAGAUAUUCUAAAAAUCUCAUGGCUGCUCUACCGAAUUGCAGUGUUUAAAUAUUCUCAAGCAGUUCCCCAAAGACCUUUGCUGUCUGUGCUUUCUCCCACUAAACCUGCCAUCUAUUUACUGUGGUGUGUGUUUAAUGGAGGAUGAAGAUUAUUAGUAAAAACUGACCUGGCAAAUCUUGUUUCUUCCAGUAACCUGAAAAAGCACAACUUUUACAGAAAGGAAAGAAUUUUUGGCAUUACCCUUGUGGCAGCCAGGUUUUGAAUGAGAAGGAAAGCAUCAGCUCCCCUGUGGUUGGUCUCAGUUUUGCAUAUAAACUAUAUAUAAUUUUUCAGUAAAAGGUAAAAAUGUUUUAGAGAAUACUGAUUUUCUUAAUGGGAAACACCUGUUCUAGUGAAUUAGUCUAAGAGAUGCAAAGUUGUUUUUUGGUUUUUGUUUUUUUUUUAAAGCAAUGGAGGCAAGUAAAGAAUUGCAAAGCUGAUUAGCUUUGACAGGAUGCUAAGGUAGUCAGGGUUGUGACUGUUGUCUCUGGAAAUGUUUACAGAGUAAUUCUGAAUGGGGAAGAGGGUAGAGAGAUGCGAAGCAGUGAGUUUGUGAAAACUGACUGUGAAAGCAGAAUCUGCGGAUUUUGCUGUUAUAUGAGAUAACUUAAAUCUGCUGGGCUGAACAGAGUGAAGUGCAGCGUGCUAGCUUGAGCAGAGUGGCUUGUGUCCUGGUAAAUCAGCCAAAUGUAGUUUUGUGGAGGGUAUGUAGAACCUGAAAACAGUCUAGAAAACCAAAUUGAUGCAAUUCUUAGGUGUUCCUGUGUGUGUGCCCCUGCUGUAGCAAGGUGGCUAGAAUACAACCUGUGUACACACGGUCCACAUACGGUAGGUAGAAUGAAGUUGAUCAACUUGUUAAGUUAUUUUAUUCCUGUAACAAUUAAGUAGAUGUUUUAACAGGCUUAUAUAGAAGGACUUUACGCUCUGCAGUUCUGUGGAUGUGAACUCUAAUUUUUAUUCCCAAGUCUUCCUGUAAUGGUGAUAGAAGUAGAUAUCGUGUUUAGAAGGGGAAGUUUACUUGGUUCAGCCUGUUUGAAAAACCUACCUAAACUGGUAAAGGCUGGAAAGAAACCCUUGAGCUUGUAUUGAUGUGAAAUACUCUUAAAGCUGGUGGGGGGGAACCCCUCUCCGUAGGUAAUGAAGCUAUGUUAAGGCAUUGCCCCAUCAGCAGCACUUAAGUUGGUAUCACUUUGAUAUCUUUUUUUUUUUUUUUUUAAUGCUGUCUCCUCAUUUUCUGAGGAGGAAUGAAUGAAGACUGUCUUGCCAAAAGUACGUUGGGUUUUCGGUUAAUGGUACUGAGUUGCACAACUUGCCUAAUGAUAAAUGGUGUUUCAAAGUUCUGUGCGGCUUUGAAAAUAAACAGAUAACUCUUGUACAUCUCUAAGCCCAAGGUGGAGAAUUCUUCCUUGCUUAAUAGGCUUUUUUAUAUCUUUGAGAAUAUCAUCUGAUAAUACGGUGUCAUGUGGCCGCUGGCACAUAACACAGUCGUAGGCUGUGCUUUGCCUUUGGUUUCCUAAGUCUCCACUUCUGGCCUAAAUGGUACCCUAAGCUAUCUUGCUCCCUCAGAUUUUUAUUUGUUUAUUUUAAAUGGGGCAGUUCUAUGGCCACUGAGCUGAUGGUUUCCUGUAAACAUGCAAGUACCCAUCUUGUAAUUCUGGCAACUACAAUGAAUUUCUUUCUACAAAUGAAAAUCCCGGAUAUGGUGUUAAAUAGAGGCUUAAUAGAAUCUACGUGUAAUAUUUCCCUGUGCUUCCCUGAAGGCUGUCACCUCUGUAUUUGUUAGGCAUUUCUGCUUAAUAGCUGUCAUACCAGGUAUGUGCCUUUCUGUAUUGUGGCACAAUUUCCACACCCCUACAUAGUACAGGGUGCCUCCUACUUUUGGCUAUCAGGUCAUCCUUCAGUUUGUUAAUUACAAAACUUCUUUUAAAGAAGUUGCUUUAAAAAUGACAUUAAACUUCAAGUUCGUAUUAGUUAGCCUUGUUGAGAUUCUGUUAAAGCUGACCAGUUGAGGGAGAAUUAUCUUUCAUUUAUCCCUGUUUGAUUUUAGCCCCAUCCCACCCCCAGUUGUAAAAGAUAUUUUAUCAGAUUUUUCACCAGAUUUGCCUUUUGUAUUACAUUUGCUAGAUUUUUGUAGCUUUCUAUAAGAUGCAUAAAAUACUGCUAUUUUUCCUGGAUAAGGUUGAAUAAAUAAAUAUAUAUACAGGAAAUUUAUGUUCUAGGUUGUCAGAUUGUCACCUUGUCCAAAAACCCACAGAUCCAAACACAGAGUAGAAAUUUUAUGUGUAAUAUAACUGUGAAAUAGUAUUGCUUAUAGCCUGUAAAUGAAGGGGAACUGUAAAUACAUUUUCCCUGUGCACAAGGACUUGCACUGUAGUUUUGUAUGCAUUUCUAAUAGAGUAAUUGUAGCAUAACUGUUUUUGUGUAGUCUGUAAGCUGUCUAGGAAUUUUACCUGCUUGGUUUCCUUUUGUGUUCGAAGUAGUCUUCACUUUAAUGGUAUGUGGCUCCUUUUAGGUUUCGAUACUGCAGUAAAUUUGCAAAAAGAAAUGAACUUCAAGCUGCUUUAAUCAUUAAUGUGUAAGUUGAAAAAUCUAUGUGUAGAAACUAGAGUUAAAUUGGCCUGAGGCAUGCGAAAGUGUUACACAAUUUAAACAUUAUUAAUAAGUGUUUCUGUAUCAAUAAAUUCAGUAAAGACUUUUUAGCCUUCUUAACAUGGCUUUGCAUCAUGUUGUGAUUAGAAUACUUUGUAGAUAAGUACUUAUUUCCAUAAUUGAAGGUUAAGACACCAGACCACUAGAAAAAACACUUAAUAAUAUGGUGCAGGUGCAUAGUUUUAGAUGAACUCCUCAGAAUAUAAUCUCUCAAAAGAAACCUGCCCAGCUGAUGUUUUCUAAACCUUUAUGUAAUGGAGUUGUGCAAGAUGCGUUUUGGAAUUAGCACACACAGAACUGAUCUAGAUUUAAUAUAUCAGAACAGUUAAAGAGUGAAUUUACUUACCUGGCUGUUAGACCUGUAGACAACAAAUAUCAAGAUGUCAUUUAGUCCACUGCUGUAUUUCAAGGAAUGGCCUAAACCAAACAUGUCAGGAGUUUGUUUAAUGCAUUCUGAACUGCAACUCCCCUCUGGUCUCCUGUGCUCUGUUUCAGUGCUUAAUUCAUGGCAAUUUUUAAGAGCUGGUGUUCAAGG